Condylostylus longicornis is the source of this 3883-nucleotide messenger RNA. It is a transcript of the gene Vav, whose product is annotated as protein vav. Gene Ontology annotation, cellular component: cytoplasm. The record is from RefSeq and is a predicted model, not a curated record. The transcript has 14 exons. Lineage: Eukaryota; Metazoa; Arthropoda; Insecta; Diptera; Dolichopodidae. Gene Ontology annotation, biological process: regulation of GTPase activity; cell migration. The coding region runs from base 589 to 3717 and encodes 1042 amino acids. Gene Ontology annotation, molecular function: protein binding; guanyl-nucleotide exchange factor activity.
AAAGAAUUGUAAAAAAAAAAAAAUUAUUUUCCUGUUUUUAUUAUUAUUUUUUUUAAUUUUAACUUUGUUUUUUUAUUCCCGUAAAAUGAUUAAGUUAUAAAUGUACAAACAAAUAUGAUAUUGGGCUUUGUUAGUGUGUUGUGAUUCUAUAAACAUACAAAGUGUUUGACCAUUUAUGUAAAACAGCAAAAUUAAAUAAUAAUAAUAAUAAAAAAAAACUAAAUAAUCUACAAAACAAGAGAGAGAAAUACAAAAAAAAAAAAAAAAUAACAAAACAAAGCCUCACCCUAUAUCGUACUCUUACAUAGCGCAAAGAAUAAACAUUUUGGCAUAUCCGUCUAUGAAAUUAAUCAUAAAUGUUUAUAUAAAGUGAUGUUUAAAUAAAAUAUAAAUUCUACUUGGAGACACAAAACAAAAAAAAAAUAAUCAACAAUUAAAAAAAAAAUUCUAUUUUUUUUUUUUUUUGUUUCAUAUGAAAUACAAUCCAAUACAAUUUAAAAGAAUAAUAAAAAUAAACAAUAAAAAAAAAAAACACAAGUGACAAGAAACAAGUAGAAGAAAAAUAAGAAUAAACAAAAAAAAACAAAAAUGGCUAUGUCAGAAAAUCUAUGGCGGGAAUGUUCUGCCUGGUUAACGCGAUGUAAAAUUUUAGCACCAGAUCAUAAAGCUAAUUGGAAAACAUCUGAAAUACGUGUUUUAGCAUUAACAUUACGUGAUGGUGUAUUAUUAUGUAAUUUAUUAACAUUUUUAGAUCCAGAAUCAAUUGAUCCAAGAGAUAUACAUAAGAAACCACAAAUGGCACAGUUUCUCUGUUGCAUUAAUAUUAAAUUAUUUUUGGAUGCAUGUAAAAAUCAUUUUGGAUUAAGAGAAUCGGAUUUAUUUGAACCAACAAUGCUUUAUGAUUUAACAAAUUUUCAUCGUGUUCUAUUAACAUUAGCAAAAUUAUCACAAUGCCGUAAGGUACAGCAAUUACAUCCAAAUUUAAUGGGUUUUAAUGUUCAGCUGUCACAAAAUGAAAGAAGUCAUUCAGAUGAAGCAAUUUAUAGGGAUUUACAUUCAACUGAUGAUAGAGAGAAAAGGAGUAAAAAGCCUACUAAUAAUGAUUCAGCUAGUAGCAUUGAAGAGGACGAAGAUGAUGAUGGUGAUAAUGAUAAUAAUAAAAAUCAAGAUGAUAAAGAAAAUAUUGAUAAUAAUAAAAUAAAAGAUAAUGAUAUUAAUUGUUGUAGCAGUAGUAGUUGUAAUAAUAUCGAAUUAAAUGAUAGUGAUAAUUGUAUUAAUAAUGAUAUAAUUGAUGAUAAUACAAAUGGUGCUAAUAAUCAAUUAAUAAUAAAUAAUGAUGAUGAAAAUAGUGAUAUUAUAAUUAAUGAUAAAUCAUCAUCAGAUACAUCAGUAACAACAACAACAAUAAAUGGUCAUCAUAAUCAUCAUCGUCAUCAUCAUCAUCAUCAUCAUCAAGGUGAUAAUAAUUAUGAUGAAAUUGAUGAAAAAUUAAAAAGUGAUAAGAAUGAUGAUAAUGAUAUUAAUAAUGAAAAAAAUGAUAAUAAUAAUUUAAAUAUAAUAAAAAAAAAUAAUAAAAAAUUUUUAUUAAAAAGUUCAACAUCAUUAGGUUCAACAAUAAAUUUAUUAGCAACAACAACAACAAUAAUAACAACAACAAUAUCAUCAACAACACCAACAACAACAACAAUAACAAAUACAAUACAAACAAAUAAUAAAAUAAUUGCAACAAAACAAUUAUCAGAUACAAUUAAAAAUUGUUGUUUAGAAAAUAAAUUAACAUUUGAACAACAAAAUAUUAUUGAUAAUAAUAAUAGUUUAGCUGUUGCUGCUGCACAAUGGGGUAUUAUGUCACAUUCGGAUACAUCAGAUUAUUUAAAUGAUAUUGAUUUUGAAGAAGAGAAACGUAUCUACGAAGAUUUAUGUUAUGUCACGUUUUCAUCAAAUUUACCCGAGUUAACAUCUUCAAGUGCUAGUUUUGAGCAAAGAGAUUAUGUUAUACGGGAACUAGUCGAUACAGAAUCUAAUUAUUUGGAUGUAUUAAAUGCAUUACGGGAUAAGUUUAUGCAGCCAAUGGAGAAAAUGUUAACAAAAGAAGAAAUAAAAAUUAUUUUUCCAAGGAUAUCAGAAUUAUCAGCAAUUCAUACAAAAUUUUUGGAAAAAUUACGUGAAGCUAUUUUACCAAAUACAAAACUUAAACUAAGUCAAGUAUUUUUAGAAUUUCGUGAACCGUUUUUAAUUUAUGGAGAAUAUUGUUCGAAUGUUACAAAUGCAAUUGAUACGUUGUGUGAUAUAUGUAAAUGUAAUAGUCUAUUUGAACAAUUGGUCAUGCAAUGUGAAAAAGAAUAUAAUGUUGGAAAAUUACAAUUAAGGGAUAUAUUAUCAGUGCCAAUGCAGAGAAUUCUCAAAUAUCAUUUAUUAUUAGAUAAAUUAGUUAAAGAAACAUCACCAGUACAUGAUGAUUUUAGAGGUUUAGAAAGAGCCAAAGAAGCAAUGGUUGAUGUUGCUCAAUAUAUUAAUGAAGUUAAACGUGAUUCAGAGCAUUUAGCUAUUAUACAAAAAGUUAAGGACAGUAUAGUAGAUUUACAAUUACCACAUGGUAAUGAUUUACCACAAUAUGGGCAUUUAAAAUUAGAUGGAGAAUUUCAAAUAAAAGCGCAUGAUGAUCAAAAAACAAAACAUCGUUAUGCAUUCAUUUUUGAAAAAUUAAUUAUAUUAGUAAAAGUUUUAAGUACAAAAACUGGUGAAACUCAAUAUACAUAUAGGGAUGCAUUAAAUUUAUCUGAUUAUCGUGUUGAAUUUGCUCAUACACGAAAAACUUUAGGACGGGAUACACGCUUUAAAUGUCAAUUACUUUUGGCUCAUAAAUCAAAGAGGACUGCAUAUACAUUAUAUUUAAAAUCGGAAACAGAAAGAAAUAAGUGGUGUAAAGCUCUCAAUGAGGCAAUAGAUAAUUUAGAUCCACCCGGUUGCCGAAGUACGAAUCAUAAAUUUGAUAUAACAACAUUUGAAGUUCCUGUUAUCUGUCGACAUUGUUCAAAAUUUUUAAAAGGACGUAUACAUCAAGGAUAUCGAUGUAGAGUUUGUGAAAUAGCUGUACAUAAAGGUUGUAUAUCAUCGACAGGUCGAUGUAAACAAAAUCCAGUUAGUUUACCACCACCAGUAUGUGAUCGUCAGUUAUCUGAAUAUAAUUGGUUUGCUGGUCCAAUGGAUCGUGAUACAGCUGCUGCUAGAUUGGAAACUAGUAAAAUUGGAACAUAUUUAUUAAGAGUUCGACCCCAAGGCGCCCUUAAUCCAAAUGAAACAAUGUAUGCACUUAGUUUAAAAACCGAUGAUCAUGUCAUUAAACAUAUGAAAAUUAAUCAAAAACAAGAUGGUGAUACGGUUAUAUAUUGUUUGUCUUCAAGACGUCAUUUUCGUACAAUUGUCGAAUUAGUAUCGUAUUAUGAAAGAAAUGAUUUGGGCGAAAAUUUUGCUGGCUUAAAUCAAUCAUUACAAUGGCCAUUUAAAGAAGUUAUAGCAACUGCAAAAUAUGACUUUGAACCAAGAGGUUCAAAUCAAUUACAAUUAAAAGAAGGCUGCCAAGUUUUAGUUAUUGGAAAAGAUGGUGAUAGUAAAGGAUGGUGGCGUGGUAAAAUUGGAGACACAGUUGGAUAUUUUCCUAAAGAUUAUGUGCAAGAGCAUUCAUUCGAUGAAAUCAGACAAAAUGAACAUCUAUGAUAUUAUAAUUAUUUUGUUUAUAUUGAUCCAGCAGCAUCUUCAAUACGACAUAAUAGUAAUAUUAGUCAAAACUGAUUCAUUAAAUUAUUAGUUAAUUUAGAAUGUAUGUAUUAAAAAAAACAUACAAUAUUAGAUAUUUUAUUUAAAAUCAUGUUUAACAAUUAAA